Molecule: messenger RNA, 1902 nt
Organism: Paramecium tetraurelia
Lineage: Eukaryota; Ciliophora; Oligohymenophorea; Peniculida; Parameciidae
Exons: 3
Molecular function (GO): nucleic acid binding
Source: RefSeq, a predicted model, not a curated record
AUGACAGAAAAGGUUACUCAUUUAACUUAUGAAGCAUUAAAAAGUAUGGUGGAAUAUUAGGAUAAUACAACUUAAUAUUGCGUUCAAAUUUUAAAUAUAGUAUUUUAGGAUGAUAUGAAAUCAAAAAAUGGCAUUUUGUAUUAGUGCAUUUGUAGUGAUGGAUUUGCAAAAAUGAAAAUGCAUAUACUCAAUUUAAGCCCUUCAAUUUUAGCGAAUAUCUCGAAACUUAAUCCAAUUAUUCGAAUUUUAGAAUUAAAGUUGUCAUAGCCAUUUUUUAUAGUAAUAAAGCAUGAGGUCUUAUAUUUAGAUAAAUGUCAAGUUGGUUAACCUUUGGAUUAUGAAGAAUUUAAAAGGAUGAAUUAUACAAAUCCCAAUGGAAAUAAUGAAAUUUAAUUCCCAAGAGCUCCUCAUGUUCUCCAUAUCAAUUCAAAUAAAAAAUAAUCCAUGUUGCCAUAACAACAAUAAAAAUAAAUUAAUGACUUUAUGAACUAAGAUUAAUAGCAAACCAAAUCUGGUGUUAAACUCUCAAUCCAAUAAAAAUAAUCAUAAAUUAAACAGGCACCAUAAUUUGUUGAAAAUCAAAUAUAUUAACCACCUUCUGAUAUAAAUUUAUUAAAAAUAUCAGAACUCUAUCCAGGAAUGAGAGGAUUCAAAAUUAAAGGAAGAAUUACUUCAAAAACUGAUAUUACCUAAUUUAAAAAUGGUAAGGGAUACUUGUUUACAAUUGAAAUCAUAGACUCUGAUAAAUAAACCAUUUAAGGAGUAUUCUUUAACAAAUUAUGUGAUAAGUUUUAUGAUUUUAUUGAUAUUGGAAAGGUAUAUUAUUUUGAAAAUGCUUCAGUAAAGACAAAUAGAUAUUCUAGCAAAAAUCAAAAUUAGAGUGAUUAUCAAAUACAUUUUGAAGACUUUUCAAAGAUAUCAAUCGCCCAAGAUGACGAAGAGAUUGAUACUUUUGCAUACUAAAUUAAAACGAUAGAAGAUGUUGAUAAUUUGUCUUUAGAUGAAAAAUGUGAUGUGCUUGGAGUUAUUAUAGAUAUUAAACCAACAACAUAAAUUAUGACAAAGUCAAAUGAAAAUAGAUCUAAGAAAAAUAUUACUUUAUAUGACUAAACAUAAAGGGGAAUAGAUAUAGUUCUUUGGGGAUAAUAGGCUGAAAAAUGGUAAUUUUAAAAAGAUGAAAUAGUAGCAUUUAGAGGAUUAAAGAUUAGUGAUUACUAGAUGGUUAGAAAUUUAACAGUUACUAAUUCAACUAUUUACGAAAAGAAUUUAUCUAAUCUAAAAAAAAUUAAUGGAUUUUAAGAAUUUUAUGAAUUCUAUAGCAAAAACAAAGAUUUUUUAGAAACAAAACCAAAAGAAUCAAGGAAGAAAUUUCCUCUAUCUUAUAUUGAAUAAAUAAAAAAGGAUUUUGAAGGAAUCAGAAACAUCAAAUUUGUAAAAUUCUAUGAAAUUAAAGCUUACAUAACAAAUAUAUUCACUAAACUUCUCUAUUAUGAAGGAUGCGAGAAUUGCAAAAGAAAAGUUGUCUAUAUACAAUAAACAAAAUUAUAUCAUUGCCAAAGUUGCAAUUAAAAUUUUGAUCAACCUAGUUAUAAGUAUAUGUUUAAUGCUAAAAUUGCAGAUACAACUGGAAAUCUAUCUGUAAGUGUUGCCAAUGAUUAAGGAUAAUAAAUCUUAUAACUUUCAUGCGAUGAAUUUUAAAAAAAGAGUCAAGUAGAUAAAGAUAAUUAUGUUAAAAGAGCAAAUUUUUAAUAAUUUAGAUUCUUAAUCAUAGGAAAAGUUGAAACUUAUAAUGAUGAAAUUAGACCGAGAUACUAUAUUUCAACUUUCAUAUAGGAUGAUAUAGUUAGUGAUAAUGAAGAGCUAUAUAACUAGAUAAAGCAGAUGCUAAGCCAAAAUUAUUGA